Molecule: messenger RNA, 768 nt
Organism: Drosophila rhopaloa
Lineage: Eukaryota; Metazoa; Arthropoda; Insecta; Diptera; Drosophilidae
Product: accessory gland protein Acp29AB-like
Exons: 1
Coding region: 1-768 (255 amino acids)
Source: RefSeq, a predicted model, not a curated record
AUGAUGAAGCUUGCGACGUAUUAUUGUUACGCUUUUGUUGUGUGCAAUCUGUAUGGCGUGACCAGAUCACAGGAUGCCUCUUCCUUGUGUGUAGUGAAGGACGCUCCCAAACAGUGUGGCGCAUUCUGCCUUGCAUCACUGCAUCCGCUGUUUGAUCACAAUAUCAAGCACAGGCAAACAUUAACUGAAAACAAUGCUAAAUUGGAUAAAAUCGAAGGACGGCAGGCCGCGAUUGAAAGUCAACUGCAGGAGCUACAAGUCAGAGUGCUAGGCCAACUACAAGUGCUCCAGAAUGCGAUGGAAAGUCAAAAGAUCCAGCAGGGCUGCGGUGCGAGCUUAGAAGGCCUGACAGAAACAGCCGAUGGAGAAACAGUUCAUAAUGAUAAAGUGAUCCUGCCGGGCUUCGAGCAAAUCGGUUCCAGAUUUUUCUACAUUGAGAAGAACAAUCUGCAAGAUUGGCAAACGGCUGAAAAGUCCUGUCGUCGAAAGGGCGGCUACCUGGCAUCCAUCAAAAACGAAGAAGAACUGGCCGCAAUCGAGGCGACAAUAAAGACAAACACUUGGUACUGGCUUGGCAUCAACGAUCGAGAAAAGGAAGAUACGUUUCUAUCUGUGGCCUCCGGCAAACCAGCACCGAUUUUAAAGUGGUUUAUGUUUAUUCCCAAAGUAAAAGAAAUACACUGCGUUGUUCUGUCCAAAUACGGAAUGCUUAAAUCUGAUUGUGCCGGAAAGUAUUAUUUCAUUUGCCAGGGAGACAAUGAUAUAUAG